AUGUGCCACUCCUCCUUCGCUCCAUUGUGGGUAGCUGACGACAACGUCGCCGAGCACGAUUUGUUCCUGCAAGCUCGCACCGUAAGAGGGUACAGCCCCUGCAAUGCCGACGACCAGAACGUGCUUGAUAUUUGGAAAAGAACGGUGCAUGUUUGCGACGAGGUUGGUGGCUGGAUGACUUCCAAUCCCUGGGCAAACUGCCAUCACAACCCAGUGACCCCCUAUACGCCCUACGUGAUAGCGAUUGUCGUCACCUGUCCCCGGUGUUUGUCGGUUGCGGGCUUCUACAUGGGACGGUAUUUUGGAAAGGAAAAGUUCCUCAGAAGCGCGGCUCGUGCUUCGCUCCAGUCGGCGUUGGCGUCUGCUGCGAGCACGAUCGACUUCUGCGAUCCGUAUUCCGUCUUCGAUAUCCUUCUCCAUGAAAUAGUUUCACUACGUCAAGAAGAGCCCGACUAUGGGCUACUCCAUGAAAUCGCAAGACAUGCAAUCCACGUUAGCGAAACGCUGACCGUGGCUUCAGGGUCUGCUAAGGAUCUUCACCAACAACAUGAAGACUUUACGUCUUUAUACGUGAAGGACAGCAGCCAAUGGCGCAGGCACCGCAGCCCGCUUCGAUUCCCGCAACGGAUCCUCGAAGCGCUUCUUGCACGAUCCGAAUCCAAUAAAGCACGGCUUCAAACUGAGAUCCAGUUGGCAUUCCACACCGCUGCUCAGAGAGAUAGCAGAAUUCAAGUGCAAAUCGGAGAAGAGGCAAGGAAAGAGACCACGGCGAUGAAGGCGCUUGCCGUGAUUACGAUGACCUUCUUGCCUGCUACCUUUAUUUCGUCGGUUUUCAGUACGCCAUUUUUCCGUUACGAGGAUGCGAGCGAAGAGGCAAGGGGCCACAUUGCUGUAUCUGACCAGUUCUGGAUAUACUGGGCGCUGGCGGGUCCUCUAUCAGUGGCCACAUUUGCUCUCUGGGCGUUCUGGGACAGGACGCGGGCAAGAACCGGACUUGCGCGGAGGGUUGACGAUGCUGGACAGAAGGACAAGGAAGCGAGCAAUUCCAUCAUUCCCUGGCGUCAUAAAUUGGCAUCAAUCUAUAGAGACGUUUAA
Molecule: messenger RNA, 1095 nt
Organism: Scedosporium apiospermum
Lineage: Eukaryota; Fungi; Ascomycota; Sordariomycetes; Microascales; Microascaceae
Exons: 7
Coding region: 1-1095 (364 amino acids)
Source: RefSeq, a predicted model, not a curated record